Molecule: messenger RNA, 1659 nt
Organism: Cottoperca gobio
Lineage: Eukaryota; Metazoa; Chordata; Actinopteri; Perciformes; Bovichtidae
Product: solute carrier family 22 member 5-like
Exons: 11
Coding region: 1-1659 (552 amino acids)
Biological process (GO): transmembrane transport
Cellular component (GO): membrane
Molecular function (GO): transmembrane transporter activity
Source: RefSeq, a predicted model, not a curated record
AUGAAGGAUUAUGAAGAGACCAUCGCUUUUCUGGGUCAGUGGGGACGUUUCCAGCAGAUUGUCUUCUUCCUGCUCUGUGCCAGCAUAAUGCCCAAUGGAUUUGGUGCUUUCUCUGUUGUCUUCCUGACUGAUGUCCAAAGUCACCACUGCAUUGUUCCUGAGGUUAACCUGACCCAAGAUUGGCGCAAUGCUAUCAUCCCGAUUGAGGUGGUGAAUGGGAAACAGGAGCUGAGCAGAUGCAGCAGGUACAGGCUGGAUGUGGUCAGAAAUCUCUCUGCUCAGGGAUUCAUUCCUGGCAUAGACGUCAACCUCACUGACCUGGAGCAGGAGGGCUGUGUGGACGGGUGGAGCUACAGCAAAGACAUCUACCAGUCUACCUUAGUCUCUGAGUUCGACCUGGUGUGCAGGGAUCAGUGGAAGCAGCCGUUUACUGCCACAGUUUACUUCCUGGGAUUUGUUGUUGGAUCUUUCUUCUCAGGACAGCUCUCAGACAGGUUUGGAAGAAAGCUUGUUUUCUUUGCCACCAUGGCAGUUCAGACAGUUUUUACCUUUGUUCAAAUAUUUUCACCUUCUUGGACGGUGUUCUCCAUUCUCCACUUCAUCAGCGGUUUGGGACAGAUCUCCAACUAUGUAUCUACUUUUGUGCUGGGCACUGAGAUCUUAACUGGCAACGUACGGGUCCUGUUCUCAUCCCUGGGUGUGUGUCUGGGUUUUGCCAUUGGCUACAUGGUUCUGCCUCUCUUUGCUUACUUUUUAAGGGACUGGAAAUCUCUCGUGAUUGCCAUCUCUCUGCCUGGCCUGCUCUACAUCCCUCUCUGGAGGUUCAUCCCAGAGUCGCCUCGGUGGCUGCUCUCUCAGGGAAGAGUGGAGGAGGCUGAGGCCAUCGUGAGAGAGGCUGCUAAGAGGAACAGAGUUGAGGCUCCACUGGUCAUCUUUGAAGAUUACAGAGCACAUGAUGAUAAGACAAAUACAGAACCCAAGGAACUCCCCAAUGUCUUCAACCUGUUGAGGACAAGAAACAUCAGAAACACAACCGUCAUUCUGAGCCUGGUUUGGUUCACUCUGACUACUGGCUACUUUGGUCUUUCCCUGAACACAUCCCGACUUCAUGCUAACCCCUAUAUCAGCUGCUUCAUCUCAGCAGCUGUAGAGGUACCAGCUUACAUUUCCAGCUGGCUGGCACUUCAAUACCUUACACGCCGACUGUCCGUCAUCUGUAUCCUGCUCCUUGGUGGAGUGUCGCUGCUUUUAAUUACACUAGUACCUCAAACUUUAUCAGAACUGUCUGUUGCCCUGGAGAUGCUGGGUAAAUUUGGUAUUACCACCUGUUCAUCACUGAUGUAUGUGUACACAGCAGAGCUUUACCCGACAGUGCUCAGGAACACAGCGACAGGGGUAUGCUCUACUGCUUCCAGAAUAGGCAGCUGCAUUGCUCCUUUUUUGUUACAGCUGAGUCAAUAUUAUAAGUAUCUGCCUUAUAUUACACUGGGGACUCUGGCUGCUGGUUCGGCCUUCGCUGCUCUCUUCCUGCCAGAGACUUUUGGACAACCUCUACCUCAAACUAUUCAACAGAUGCAUAAGAGAGAAAGCAUGAAGUGCCCAUGCAUCACAAGAAAAGAACAUUCAAUACCUGGGGUGCUUUUGGAAAGUCGACUCUGA